Molecule: messenger RNA, 3364 nt
Organism: Helicoverpa armigera (cotton bollworm)
Lineage: Eukaryota; Metazoa; Arthropoda; Insecta; Lepidoptera; Noctuidae
Gene: knk
Product: protein Skeletor, isoforms B/C
Exons: 9
Coding region: 179-2212 (677 amino acids)
Source: RefSeq, a predicted model, not a curated record
CACGGCAGCCUCGAACACUUAAUGUUCUCUGACAACAAAACCAGUUCAGUGAUUUGUCAACUUACCGGAAGUUAAUGCUAUGCCAAAUACUUUAAAAUAUGUUGUGAGAGUGUUGUGACCUUUAAUAUUAGUUAGAAAGUUUAACAAAGUCAUAAUUAUUGUGUAAAGUGAGCAUACGAUGUACAAAAUAUGUUUUCUGCUUCUUAUAGCAGUGGCUAAAGAUUGCAGAUCGCAGGACGAGGAGGGCCCGUACCGCGGCAAGUUCAUCGGGAAACUCAACUCCUAUCACCACCAGGUGUCAGGAGAUGUGUAUGCAGUAGAUGACUUUACAAUAUUGCUGGUGAACUUCAACUAUGAUGGCACCGGGGACGACACGUUCUUCUGGGCAGGAGACGCUGGCCGGCCCGGCCCGCAGGGCUUCAUCGUGCCCAACGAGUAUGGCAGGACGAACAUCCUGGAGCGGUACUUCAACGCGGAAGUGCGGCUGGCGGUGCCCGAGGGCAAGCGCAUCUCGCGCAUCAAGUGGCUGGCCGUGUACGACAUCGGCAGCCAGAACGCGUUCGGCGACGUGUACGUGCCGGACGAGUUCGAGGCGCCGGCCGAGCGCGCCGUGGGGCCGCUGGCCGGCUCGCCCGCCGUCUCCAGCAAGCCCGUGCGCUUCCUCGACGCCACCACCAUCCUAAUUCCGGAGUUGCGAUACGACGGCAGUGGCGAGGAGGUGUAUUUCUGGACCGGAGUGGGCCCGCAGCCCUCGUCCAGAGGCGAGAAGAUUCCCGACGAGUAUGGCUACCUGGAGCCGCUGCGCGCGUACGCGGGCGAGGACGUGCGGCUGGCGCUGCCGGGCGGGCGCACGGUGUUCGACGUGAAGUGGGUGGCGCUGUGGGACCGCGCGCGGGCGCAGUCGCUGGGCAGCGUGCUGGUGCCCGACGCGCUCAACGUGCCGCCCGCGCCGCAGGCCGCGCUGCCGUACGCGUCGCCGCUGCCGCACUGCAAGCAGCUGCACCGCGACCUGCAGGUGUCGUGGGAGGUGUUCGGCAACCAGGUCACGGUGGAGCUGGCGGCGCAGAUGGACGAGGACGAGUACAUGGCGUUCGGCGUGUCGGGCAGCGCGGAAGGCUCGCGCAUGCUGGGCGCCGACGUGGCGGUGGCGCAGUACAACACGCAGCAGCAGCGCGGGCUCGCCACCGACUACAACAUCACCGCGCUCGCGCCCUGCGUGCAGGUGCUGGGCGCGUGGCAGGGCGUGUGCCGCGACGACCGCGUGGGCGGCCUCGACUCCAACCAGGUGUUCAGCGCGCGGCGGGAGAACGGCCUCACCGUCGUGUCCUACCGCCGCACCCUCGCCGCGCAGGAGCCCAUGGACCGCGACUGGCCCGUCGACCGCGAAGUGUUCGCCGUGUGGGCGCUGGGCCGCCUCGACCACGAGCGCGAGCCCGCCUUCCACCGCCUGUUCCCGCGCGCCGACGUGCGCCUGCACCUCGCGCGGGACCCGCCCACCAACGACUGCGUGCCCUUCGCCGUCGCGUCGCGUGCGGCGCCGACGCCGUGGGAGGUGGCGGAGCUGUUUGACCCGGCGCUGCGCGUGUUCACGUUCCGGCUGGGCCCCGCGGGCGGCGCGCGGGGGCUGCCGGGCCGCCCGCUGCGCCACUCGCCGCCGCUCGCCUGGUACGUCAACGGCCAGCUGGCGCCGGACCUGCAGCUGCGCCGCGGCCUGCAGUACUCCUUCAAGGUGUACGGCGGCAACGACCCGCACUCGGCGACGGAGUACCACCCGCUGAUCGUGACGGCGGAGCCGGUGGGCGGGCUGGAGCGGCUGGGCGAGGCGGCGCAGCGCAGCGCGCGCGUGCUGGCGGGCGUGCACACCACGCGGCGCGGCCGCCUGGCGCCCACCGCCGCCGGCCCGCUGUGCCGCGCCCGCCCCGCGCCCGGCGCCGACACGCGCCGCGACGCCGACUACGCCACGUUCCGCGCCUACAACCGCUCGCUGGUGUGGGACUGCCCCGCCGCGCCGCCGGCCGAGCUGCUGGUGGCGCCCAACAGCACGUGGCCGGACCGCGUGUACUACCACUCGUUCUCGCACGCGGGCAUGGGCGGCCGCAUCUACGUGGUGGACAAGCACCGGCGCAACAUCGGCCGCACCAGCGCCGCGCCCCCCUCACUGUCCGCGCCCCGCACUGCCGCGCUGCUGGCGCUGCUGCUCGCGGCCUUGUGACUGCAACCGGACGAACUGACGCACUGAGGAAACGGUACCUCAUAUACGAACUGACGCUUGUACCAAUUUUAGUGUACCAGUGUAUUAUUCAAUAAAUUAAAUAAAAAUGUAUAAAUUCAAAAUGUAUUUUUCAAUAUGACAAUAGUUGUGCAGGCGUUCGAAUAAUUUACGUACACAUAAACUUAUACUCCUGAAUCAAUCUAGAAGAUAAUCAACAAAUUAUACUUAUAUUAUAAAGCUGAAGAGUCGGUUUGCUUGAACGCGCUAAUUUCAGGAACUACUGGUCCGAUUGGAAAAAUCUUUGAGUCUUAGGGCCAGGCCACAACAGUGCGUUGCGGCGUCGCAUCGCAAAAAUCAACGACGCCGCACAACGCACUAAUACACAAAUUUGCAUAGAAUAGAACAUAGCUGUGCAAUGUUGUUUUUGCGAUGCGACGCCGCAACGCACUGUUGUGGCCUGGCCCUUAGGCCCAGCGCAUACCGCUAGAAGCAGCCGCGAUCCGCCGGCAUUUGACCAUCAGCCAGUGUUGCCAAUUCGGAUUUUGGGAACAGCGUAUACCAGAUGAGAAAAUUACGUAGAAUUGAUUAAAAUUGCAUAAUAUAUGCAAAGUCCGUAGAUCUACGUUUAUUGUUUUCGAGGUGAAAUAAUGGUCUUAGGAUAAGUGAAACUGAUGAAAACGUUGACGCCAGUUUAUAAUUUUAAUUGUAAAUAUGAUCAAUAAAACCUUUUAUGAAUCGUAAAAAAAUGUUAUUUAGUAUAUAGGCUGCUGCUAUCUUCUUGGUAUAAAAAUAAAUAAAUAUAGAUUUAUUGUGUAUAGAUUUAUUUUUAUUUAUUUAUUCGACUUACACGGCUUUUAAAGCCACUUACUUAAUUGUAGAACUUAAAUUUAAAAUUUACAAAUAAUUAAGUACAUCUUAAGAAAUUACGUUGAUUGGAUUGAAGGUAGGUAGAUCUACGUAAAAAGACGUAGAGUUGGCAACACCGGCCGCGGGCGCGCGAGCGGCUCAAGCGAACUUAUUCUGUUGUAGACCGUAUGUCCGCAUGUAUAGAUCUGAAGGUGUUGUGAACUUGCUGGAACAUUAUUUAUUAAGUCAUUUUUGAAUCUGUGAUGUAUUGUAAUGGAGAGACUAUUAAAAAGCUUGAGUAUUCGA